UUUGACUGUUUACUACUGUUCUUAUCCAGCUCAUAAAAGUUAUCGGCUAGAAGGAGGGUCUGGCGGGCAAUUUUUACAUACUCUGGUGCUUUUGUUCGGGUGGUUUCUUCGGCUAUCAAUACCCGUGCCUAUUUUCCGAUAUUUGAUCGGCUGGCUAAAGUCGAGGACAUUAUAUUACUGUUAUUCUUCAAUUGGUUGCAGCUAUGAAGUUUUUCUUAUUUUUGCUUAUUUCGAGCUUCUGGCUCCUACAAUGCGUUUUUUGCACUUCGCCAGAUUUCAUUAAGGAACAUCAUAUUCCCGACGAUCUCAAUGGGUCCAACUUCACCUACCCAUGGCCGGUCAAACUGUUCCAGUUCAGCACCCAAAAGGCUCAGACUCUAGAAAUGGCCUUCAUGGAUGUCGCGCCAAUCGGCCCCGCGAAUGGCAAAACGGCAAUCCUUCUCCAUGGGAAAAACUUCUGCGGUCCGACGUGGUCAGCUACAGCUAUCGUUCUUGCUAAGGCUGGCUAUCGAGUCAUUCUGCCUGACCAAAUUGGAUUCUGUAAAUCUCAAAAGCCCGAUCGCUACCAAUUCAGUCUUCAGCAGCUUGCCGCAAACACGUAUCGACUCAUUGCAAAACUUGGGAUAUCGAAAGUCACUGUCAUCGGCCAUUCGAUGGGAGGGAUGUUGGCUGCGAGGUUCUCUCUCAUGUACCCAGCUAAUGUUACUGAACUCAUCCUGACCAAUCCUAUUGGGUUGGAAGACUGGAAGGCACUGGGUGUGCCCUAUAUCGACACAGACAUCACGUGGAUCCAAGAGAAAUCAAGCACUUACGAUUCCAUUCGUGGGUAUGAACAAGCUACAUAUUACGUUGGUACUUGGGAUGACAGCUAUGAUAUCUGGGUCAACAUGUUAGUGAACAUCUACAGAGGAAGCAAGGCCGACAAGUUUACAUGGAACCAGGCUUUGAUUGUGGACAUGGUUCUGACUCAGCCAAUCGUUUACGAAUUCUCUCUUCUCAAGGUGAAGACGCUGCUGUUGAUCGGUGCAAAAGACAACACCGCAAUUGGGAAGCAGUGGUCCCCUCCCGAUGUUCAGGCAAAGCUCGGACAUUACGAUGUCCUCGGUCCACAGACUGCCGCUGCAAUUCCUGGCUCCACGUUAAUCAUGUUUCCUGAUCUUGGACACGCACCUCAGAUCCAGGCACCUGAUCGAUAUCAUGAAGCACUUAUGGGAUGGCUCAAGGGAUAGAUUACGCGAGGUAGAAGCCUUGGUACUUUGUCAAUAUUGUAAUAGUGUAUAUAAUUCCGAGAGAUGGCGAAUACAUGUUUCUUCAUACGCUCGAUUUCACAGAUCGUCCAUCAGUCAAGGUUCUAUCAAAGCCGUAGAUUCGUUUAUAUAUUAUCUUCGCUCCAUCAAAUGGCA
This is a messenger RNA of Cadophora gregata, 1403 nucleotides long. RefSeq lists its product as uncharacterized. The transcript is spliced from 2 exons. NCBI's taxonomy places the organism in Eukaryota, Fungi, Ascomycota, Leotiomycetes, Helotiales, Ploettnerulaceae. The coding region runs from base 204 to 1229 and encodes 341 amino acids. The record is from RefSeq and is a predicted model, not a curated record.